CACUGUGCAACAGGUAAAGUCGCUUUUACAUUCCUGAGCCUGAGAAACGAACACGGUGUUUGAGUUUCUUGGGAAAGUACGGAAGAAGUGGUUUGACAGGUGCACCGAAUGCUAUUUUUGUUACGAGCAAACGUUGAAUUAGAAAAUAAUCGUCCAUUGAGUUCGCUGUGUGGUUUGGUCGUCGGACACCUAUAGCGGAGAGCUCUCUCUGUUGUAUUGAACACCUAUUCAGCUGUCAUGUCGCGGCACAGGAGACAGGCCAGCAUCGAACUCUUGGAGCUGAUGGGAGUGGUGAAGGAAAAUGGGUACCAUUUUGAUAGUCCUGAGACUUCACCACUACUUCCCUCAGUGCGUACUCCACUGUCAUACGACUAUGUCCUGGUCGCUAAGACAGUGGAUGAUCCGGAGAAAGAUACAUUCAAGAUGCAAGAGGCCUUUAUCGAGAAACUAAAGAUGAAGAACUUGAAGAUAACAAAAAUUAUAGACGACACUGUUGUCUUCUACGGUAUCCAAGCUCCAAACGAAGUGUUUGAGAAGUACAGGUAUCUACUGAAGGUGUCUGAUGCCUGCAACUGGAGUGAACAGCAGGGAAAUAUUCCUCUUUCCACCAGGAUCCGCAUUGUUCACUUUAUCCUGAGUCAUGUCUUCCUUAAUACAGGAGAGAACCUGUUUGAACUCUUGAAGAAGAAAGUGUUUGAAGCAAAGUUCUGCCUGCAUGAGAGGAAAACUCAGAAGGAACUGAGGAAAAGUUGGGCCAGAUGGACAGCCUGUUUCCGGGGACAACCAAUCAAUGAUGUCAGGAACUACUUUGGAGAGAAGGUGGCUCUGUACUACCUGUGGCUGGGCUGGUACACCCUUCUGUUGCUCCCUGCUUCUCUGUUAGGGGUCGUUGUCUUCCUCUACGCGCUGGCUUUCUACAACACCUCGCCACUUAUAAAGGAGGUGUGUGAGUCUAACACGAUCAUGUGUCCGCUGUGUGACAAGAGAUGCAAAGUGUGGCUACUCAGCGAUACCUGCCUCUAUGCCAAGGUCAGCAUCCUAUUUGACAACGAGGGGACAGUUAUGUUUGCUAUGUUCAUGGCAGUAUGGACCACCUUGUUCCUGGAGUUCUGGAAACGACACAGAGCCUCCUAUACAUGUGAAUGGAAGGUGUUCGACUGGUGUGAGGAGGAGGAGGAGCUGAUCCUGGAGAUAGUGAACAAUGCAGAAUGUGCGCCUAAGGAACACAAGCACUCCUACCUACGCAGCACCCUGGUCCUAAUCCUGGUCACUCUUAUACUGCUGCUGAUCAUCGGCCUGGCCCAUGCCCUGGUGGUGUUCCGGGUGGUUGCCACGGUGAUGUUGGCUGAAGGAUCAUGGGAGUUCCUGAGUGACCACUCCAACACGGCCGCUGUGAUACUAGGAGCAGUGCUACACUACUUCACCAUCACCAUUAUGACACGGGUCAACAGGAUUGUGUCGCUGAAACUCUGUGAUAUAGAGGAGAAUCAGUCAUUUGCUGCCUCUGAGAGAAGCUUCACCGUCAAGAUGUUCACCUUCCAGUUCUUCACCCUCUUCUCCUCUCUCUUCUACGUUGCCUUCUUCCUGGGCAGGAUAAAUGGACACCCCGGUGGCUACGUGCGGAUAGCAGGGAAGUGGAGGCUGGAGGAGUGCCACCCCAGUGGCUGCCUCACAGACCUUUUCAUCCAGAUGGCCAUCAUUAUGGUUCUGAAACAAACCAUCAGCAACGUCUUUGAGUUCGGUGGUCCCUGGUUCAACAGGUGGCUAAAGAGGCGGAGGACUAAGAAGCUACAGAGGAAGUGUCCCCACUGUUACAAGAAGGAAGACCAACAGACCAAUCGGUGGCAAGAGCUGUGUGAGAUCUGCAAGCUCAGUGAUUGGCUAAGAAACUACCGUCUCAACGACGUGAACUCUUUCAGCCUCUUCAAUGAGUUCCUGGAGAUGGUUCUCCAGUUCAGUUUCACCACCAUCUUUGUGGCUGCGUUCCCCUUGGCUCCCCUGCUGGCCUUGAUCAACAACAUCAUAGAGAUACGCCUCGACGCCAUCAAGAUGGUCAGUUUGGAGCGCAGGAUGGUACCCAAGAAGACCAACGACAUCGGUGUAUGGACAGACGUGUUGGAGGCUAUCGGUGUGUUGGCAGUCAUAGCCAACGGCCUGGUUAUUGGGAUAUCUUCAGAUUUUAUCCCCCGCCUUGUAUACCGCUACAAUUAUGGACCGUGUGCCAAUGGAACAGUCACGGAUAUGGAUUGCAUGGCCGGCUACAUCAACAACAGCCUGUCCACAGUGUACAUGAACGACCAGAGAAUCUAUAAUGAGUUCUCACCGGACCAGAUGGUGACGCCUAGUGGACAGAAUGUCUCCUACUGCAGUUAUAAAGAUUAUAGAAGUAAUGAAGACUACAGCUUGACUCCUCAGUUCUGGCUCAUUUUAGCCGUGCGCUUUGCUUUUGUCAUCCUAUUUGAGCAUGUGGUGGUCAUAUGUAAGUUCGUCACAGCCUGGUUUGUUCCCAGCGUUCCCUUGGAUGUCAAGAAUCAAAGGCUCUUUGAUAAACUCAACAGGUUGAAGGAAGAGCUCAGCUCAUCGGAGGUAUGACGACAUCGCCACAGUGUUUGGAGCAUUCUGAUGUUGACAUAGUGACGUCUGAAAAACACAUGGACACAGUAUCCAUUCAGAUGUGACUGAUUACCAGCACUAUGGAGGACAUGUUUGUGUGUAGAGAGAGAGAGAAAGGGAGCGCUUAUCGCCUGUGUUUUAUUGGUUUGUAUUUGUUGUUUUUGUGUCAGAUGAUGUCAGAGUGCUGGCCAUGUGACUUCUGACCCUAGAUAUAGUUAUUGUUUCUUAUAAGAGAGAAAAAUAUAUAUAAAAUAUUGUCUUAAUGUAAACAGACAACACUUGUAGAUGUUUUUUUUUUUUUUUUGUAUUUCAUGAAGUUGCACUAUUUUUUUUUUGUAUUUUUGUUGUUGUUGCUGUUAAAUCAUCUUGUUUACCAUUCAGUACAGGCAUGUUGUGGCAUGGUAUGCAACAUAGUGGUAUGUUAUGUUAAGUUAUAGUGAGAUACUUAUGUUUAUCAACUGUGGACAGGAAAUGUAAUAUAUUAUUAUAAGCACUGAGAUAUGAUUCAUGUUAUGAGACAUAACACGUUCACUUUAACUUAACAAAAGAGACACCGUAGUGGUUAGAGUGUUGGGCCAGUAACUGAGAGGUUACUAGAUCAAAUCGCUGAGCUGACAAGGUACAACAAAUAUGUCAUUCUGCCCCUGAACAAGGCAGUUAACCCCGGCUGUCAUUGUAAAUAAGAAUUUGUUCUUAACUGACUUGCCUAGUUAAAUAAUGGAUAAAAUAAACAUGUUAAAUAAAACAUCACUUUGUACCUGGAUGGAUGGGGGGCUGAGUCAUGUUAAGGAAAUGGAAACUCAGUCACAUUACCUUUUUGUUUUAUACAGUAUAUUCAUCACUUCUGGUCAAUGUAACUUGAUAAUUGUUCUAAUUAAAAAGCCUGUUCAGA
This is a messenger RNA of Salmo salar (Atlantic salmon), 3505 nucleotides long. RefSeq names its product anoctamin-9. The record is from RefSeq and is a predicted model, not a curated record. NCBI's taxonomy places the organism in Eukaryota, Metazoa, Chordata, Actinopteri, Salmoniformes, Salmonidae. Gene Ontology annotation, molecular function: protein dimerization activity; chloride channel activity. Gene Ontology annotation, biological process: chloride transmembrane transport. Gene Ontology annotation, cellular component: plasma membrane.